Messenger RNA from Stegodyphus dumicola, 1841 nucleotides. RefSeq names its product transmembrane protein 178B-like. Lineage: Eukaryota; Metazoa; Arthropoda; Arachnida; Araneae; Eresidae. The record is from RefSeq and is a predicted model, not a curated record. Gene Ontology annotation, cellular component: membrane.
CGUCAGAGUCGUUUGGCGGCCGAGAGUGACGUGCGCAGCGUAAACUCCCAACCUCCUGUUUUAGUUCUAAGGAACACUUGUCGGAGGAGAGGUAGCAACUUGACUUUCGAACAACAUGAUCCACAAAAAAAGCAUUGUUAUCUCAGGAUUUUUUACGUGAUUCUUUACAAUUUGUACUUGUUUGUUGCCGAACAGUUUUUACACAUCUAACGUGAAGAAUUCAGUCUUCUAAACUGCUGCGAAAGAACUUUAAAAACAAUCUCGGCGACUUCUCUUUGAUCUCGGCUGCUACCUGUGGAAUCUACGUUACUAGGCCUACAGCAGUGCUUUCGUGGAACGCCGCGUUAUAAUGGCUUGUUCGGCGGUGACGCUAUCGUUCGCGACUAUCACGGCCGUAGUCGCCGUGGCCUGCCUAGCCAUAGCUUUUGGUACUGAUAAUUGGUAUGAAAUUCGAGUAAAUCGGACUUACAUCGAAGAGCGAGAACCAGUGUCGACGCAAAAGGAUUUUGACGAAGAUGUCAGGUACUUUAGUAGAGAUGUCGGCUUGUUUCGAAUGUGUUUUCCUGAUGCUGAAAAGCCUAAAAAAGCUCCCUUGUACAUGUCUCCUGUACAGACAGAGUGCCUUAACCUGGAUUAUUACAUUCCACAAAAUCAAGAAAAUGAGAAUACCAAAAGAUUCACGGAUCAAAGAUGGGAAAGAAUCCACAUGGCUCGUUCAGUAAUUGGCAUGUACAUCGUUGGAUUCUUUUUUAUAUUCAUAUCAUUCUUUACUGGUGUUGCUGGAUGUUGGAAAAGAUCCAAGGGUAAUAUUUUAGCAACUGGAUUACUGCAAAUGCUAGCAGCUCUUGUAGAUGCUGGAGCAAUGGGACUAUGGCAUGGAGUGCAUUAUUAUGAUUAUCAAAAACUCACUGAUGAAAUGUCAUACUAUAACUGGCCAGAUGUUUUGAAGAUGAAUGGAGUUACUCAAUUCUUUUAUGGCUGGUCAUAUAUUUUAGCCUGGAUUGGUGUUGGCAUGUGUCUUCUUACUGCCAUCUUAUUCCUUGGUGCUGCAUGCUGUGUAGUUCAUGAGAAGAAACUGGAACAAGCAAAAAAUAUGCAAUAUCUGAUGCCUGUUUAUCCAGAUAAACGCCAGCCGUAUGGUUAUGGUUAUGCUUAUCCUGGGCCAUAUUAUACUCAUGGUUCCCAAUAUGGUGGUCCAUAUAGUUACUAAAUGGUCACCUUAUUUAAUUGCCUUAAAUUGCAAGGUAAACCUUAGUUUUACUGCUGACUUUGAAAAAGAAAGAUGAAGAUUAUGAGGAUUAUCGUAUGAUACAUUGAACUGAUGUUUUUAAUGGACUGCCUGGAUGUGUGAUCGACACAAAUACCUCUUUGAAACUGAAUAAUUUCUUUGUAUAUCAAGGAAAUGGACAUUCAGCGAUGGCUGUUUUUUGCAUAUUGUUUUUAAGUAUACAUCAAGAGCUAUAUAUGAAAUGGUUAAAAAGAUUACUGGUUAGUUAUUGUAGCUUUUACAGAAAGCUCUGAUCAUAUCUUGAAACAAAAUGUUAUGUGUCAAAGUACUUGAGUCUACAUAUUGCAUAUUUUUUUAAUUAUAUAUUUUAUGUAACCACAGUUAAAAAGUAAUAAAAGCCUUAAUUUAUUUCAGCUCAUAAACAAAGCUAAGUUUAUAAAGGCUUUAAAACAUAAGACUGAAGAUAAAGCAAACAUCUUAGAUUUACAAAUAUAGUGUGAACAAAGAUAUUUUCCCAUUUUGCUCUUUCUUUUGCUGUAUGUAUAUAAUAAUAUAAAUACUAGCAUAUGUAAAUAAGAUAUUUUUUUCAAUUUAUUAAGUGCCUUAAUAAAAU